Messenger RNA from Engraulis encrasicolus (European anchovy), 1941 nucleotides. It is a transcript of the gene ahcyl2b, whose product is annotated as adenosylhomocysteinase like 2b. The transcript is spliced from 18 exons. The record is from RefSeq and is a predicted model, not a curated record. Gene Ontology annotation, cellular component: cytosol. Gene Ontology annotation, biological process: L-methionine cycle. The coding region runs from base 37 to 1890 and encodes 617 amino acids. Lineage: Eukaryota; Metazoa; Chordata; Actinopteri; Clupeiformes; Engraulidae.
UCAGAGCUGGGAAAAAAGGACUUGUAAAUUGCAGCGAUGUCAGUCCAGGUUGUGGCAGCGAAAAUGGCCGAGGUCGAAUUAAAAGACGUCCCCAGCAAAGAUCUCUCUCCUGUCUCGCCUAACGCAUCCAAGAAGGAUGACAAAGAGGGGACCAAGGCUGAGACCGUUGCGACGGUGUCCUCGGCUGCGUCUCCUAGCACGGAGCCCACUGUGAGAGCAGACCCGAGCCCCAACGCCACGAAGAUGCCGCAGGCUUCAGCAAUGAAGAGGACUGACCAGCAGCAGAACGGCGGGGAAGCGUUUGUAAAUCAAGACGGUACUGUUGCUGAAGCCCCGCGAAUGAAAAAGGAUAAAGAGAAGUGUAGUGACAAGCAGCAGGAGGGUCCGACAGAGGAAGCAGGACCUUCAGGUGGUCAGCAGAUCCAGUUUGCUGACCAGAAGCAGGAGUUCAGCAAACGGCCCUCCAAGAUCGGCCGCCGCUCUCUGUCUCGCUCCAUCUCCCAAUCCUCUACAGACAGCUACAGCUCUGCUGCGUCGUACACAGACAGUUCGGAUGACGAGACGUCCCCGCGCGACAAGCAGCAGAAGAACUCCAAGGGCAGUGCAGACUUCUGCAUCAAGAACAUCAAGCAGGCCGAGUUCGGACGCCGCGAGAUCGAGAUCGCAGAACAAGAGAUGCCUGCCCUGAUGGCGUUGAGGAAGAGAGCCCAGGGAGAGAAGCCACUGGCAGGAGCCAAGAUAGUGGGAUGCACACACAUCACCGCACAGACUGCUGUUCUGAUGGAGACCCUGUCUGCGUUGGGGGCUCAGUGUCGCUGGGCGGCUUGCAAUAUCUACUCCACCCAGAACGAGGUGGCAGCAGCCCUGGCAGAGGGAGGUUUCUCUGUGUUUGCCUGGAAGGGGGAGUCUGAGGAUGAUUUCUGGUGGUGCAUCGACCGCUGUGUCAACCUGGAAGGAUGGCAGCCAAAUAUGAUCCUGGACGAUGGAGGUGACCUGACCCACUGGAUCUACAAGAAGUACCCCAACAUGUUCAAGAAGAUCAAGGGCAUCGUGGAGGAGAGCGUCACCGGUGUGCACAGGCUGUAUCAGCUGUCCAAGGCGGGGAAGCUGUGUGUUCCCGCCAUGAAUGUGAACGACUCUGUCACCAAACAGAAGUUCGACAACCUCUACUGCUGCAGGGAGUCCAUACUGGAUGGGUUGAAGAGGACCACUGAUGUCAUGUUUGGAGGAAAGCAGGUGGUGGUGUGUGGAUAUGGAGAGGUUGGCAAAGGCUGCUGCGCGGCCCUGAAGGCCAUGGGCUCCAUCGUCUACGUGACCGAGAUCGACCCCAUCUGCGCCCUGCAGGCAUGCAUGGACGGCUUCCGCCUGGUCAAACUCAGCGAGGUCAUCCGGCAAGUGGACAUCGUUAUCACAUGCACAGGUAAUAAGAACGUGGUGGUGAGGGACUAUCUGGACCGCAUGAAGAACGGCUGCAUCGUCUGCAACAUGGGCCACUCCAACACCGAGAUAGACGUGGCGAGCCUGCGUACCCCUGAGCUGACCUGGGAGCGUGUGCGGUCUCAAGUUGACCACGUCAUCUGGCCCGACGGGAAGAGGAUAGUGCUACUGGCAGAGGGUCGCCUCCUCAAUCUCAGCUGCUCCACUGUGCCCACCUUUGUGUUGUCCAUUACUGCAACCACCCAGGCUCUGGCUCUGAUCGAGCUGUAUAAUGCACCAGAGGGGCGAUACAAACAGGAUGUUUACCUGCUCCCCAAGAAGAUGGACGAGUACGUUGCCAGUCUGCACCUGCCGACGUUCGAUGCCCACCUGACUGAGCUAUCGGAUGAACAGGCCAAAUAUCUGGGCCUCAACAAGAACGGGCCUUUCAAGCCAAACUACUACAGGUAUUGAAGGAGUGAUUGAGGAUGAUGAAGAAGACGAAGAGGAGGAGGGAGGAGGGGG